Messenger RNA from Dioscorea cayenensis subsp. rotundata (Guinea yam), 1653 nucleotides. RefSeq names its product autophagy-related protein 18c-like. Gene Ontology annotation, biological process: protein localization to phagophore assembly site; protein lipidation; nucleophagy. Gene Ontology annotation, molecular function: phosphatidylinositol-3,5-bisphosphate binding; protein binding; phosphatidylinositol-3-phosphate binding. NCBI's taxonomy places the organism in Eukaryota, Viridiplantae, Streptophyta, Magnoliopsida, Dioscoreales, Dioscoreaceae. The record is from RefSeq and is a predicted model, not a curated record. Gene Ontology annotation, cellular component: cytosol; phagophore assembly site membrane; extrinsic component of membrane.
AUUGCAAUGAAACGAAGCGUAGCUAGCGAGAUAUUUAGCAACAGUGAUCUUGGAAUCCUCUCCUUGUUUGAUUAGGUCUCGCAUUCUCUGUUCCAGUGAUCUUGGUGCGUGGUGAUUUCUCUCGGUGACGAGGGAUUCAUGGCUUUUUAUCUCUUUUGGUUCUACUGUGGGUUAAAGCAGUCAUUGAGGGAGCUACAUAAAUCCAUGAACUGUGACUCCUCAUUGCCUUAAAUUUUGUUACUGCUCUUUUACUCUUCAUGAGCUCAACAGUUUCAACAUCCCAGGGAUAUCCACCAAUGAGUCUCGGGUCAUUAAAAUCAUCACUUCCAUCACUAUCAUCUGUCACUAUUUGUCAACCUGAACCACUUGGCAGUCAUGGUGAAGAAAUUAAGCUACUAUCAGUUUCUUGGAAUCAGGACUAUGGAUGUUUUUCCGCUGGCACAAGCUAUGGUUUCCGCAUCUAUAAUUGCGAACCUCUCAGGGAAUCCUUUAGAAGGGAUCUGAAAAGUGGGGGCUUUGGAAUAGUUGAGAUGCUAUUCCGUUGCAAUAUCUUAGCCCUGGUUGGUGGUGGCACCAAUCCACACUGCCCGCCAAAUAAAGUUAUGAUCUGGGAUGAUCAUCAAAGCCGUUCCGUUGGGGAAUUUGCAUACAGAUCUAAUGUCCGUGCUGUGAAAUUAAGGCAGGAUCGCAUAAUUGUAGUUCUUGAAUACAAGAUAUAUGUCUACAACUUUACAGAUUUGAAACUACUUCACCAAAUUGAGACUCUGUCUAAUCCAAAGGGACUUUGCUGCCUUACACAUGAUCCACAUACAUUGGUCUUAGUAUGCCCUGGUCUGCACCAGGGACAGGUUCGGGUUGAACAUUUUAGUCUUAAGGUGACUAAGUUCAUCAAUGCGCAUGAUUCUACCAUUGCCUGCUUCACCUUGACUAUGGAUGGACUUCUUCUUGCAACUGCUAGCAUGAAGGGAACAUUAAUCAGGAUAUUUAACACAAUGGAUGGAACUCGCCUGCAAGAGGUAAGGAGAGGUGUUGACAGAGCUGAAAUAUAUAGUAUAGCUCUUUCUCCAUCUGUAAAAUGGCUUGCAGUUUCUAGUGACAAGGGUACUGUUCACAUAUUCAGCCUUAGAUCCCGGUUAGUAGGAGAAGAUCCACCCGACCAUAAUGUUUCUGGUGAAGCUCCAGGAAUGAUACCUCAAAACUCUUCUAGUUCUCUUGAAGUUCUUAUACCUUCGAAUGCAGGUGCCAAUCCAAGCUCAUCUCUGUCUUUCAUGAAAGGAGUACUGCCGAAGUAUUUUAGUUCUGAGUGGUCAUUUGCUCAGUUCCACUUACCAGAAAUCACACGAUAUAUCAUUGCAUUUGGAAGCCAAAACACUGUUAUGAUUGUUGGCAUGGAUGGCAGUUUCUAUAGGUGCAGCUUUGACCCUGUGUGUGGUGGAGAGAUGCAGCAGCAGGAGUUUGUCCGAUUUCUGAAAAUCAACCACCCCCGGCCAAGAUCAACCCCAACCUAAUUUUAAGAGACAUAACAGUUCUUAUUACAACUUGUAAAUAUGCAUAUGCAAUUGACAUUUUCUAUACUCUGUCAGAUGGAUCUUCUUUUCUACAUGUAUAUCCUAAAUAAUAAGUUCCGAGAAUGCAGAAUCCUUGUGCAGUUUA